CCACCAAUCGCCCAGAUGCUAUUGACCCUGCGCUGAGAAGACCUGGGAGAUUCGACAGAGAAUUUUACUUCCCACUACCCUCGUUGGAGGCCCGUGAAAGGAUCCUGGGUAUUAUGACAAAGAAGUGGGAGGGCUGGGAUGGAGACACUGGUGUUGAGAGUGUCAAGGGAUUAGCUAAACUCACAAAGGGAUAUGGAGGUGCUGACUUGAGGGCCCUUUGCACAGAAGCUGCGUUGAACGCCAUUCAAAGACGAUAUCCGCAGAUCUACCAGUCGAGCGAUCGUCUUUUAUUGAAACCAGAAACCAUCGGUAUCAAUCUGAGAGAUUUCAUGAUAUCUGUGAAAAGUAUGUUGUCAUAAUGUGAUAAAAAUGAGUAGCUU
Serpula lacrymans var. lacrymans S7.9 is the source of this 380-nucleotide messenger RNA. RefSeq lists its product as uncharacterized. Gene Ontology annotation, cellular component: nucleus. The record is from RefSeq and is a predicted model, not a curated record. Gene Ontology annotation, molecular function: histone binding; ATP hydrolysis activity; chromatin binding. The transcript is spliced from 2 exons. Gene Ontology annotation, biological process: positive regulation of transcription by RNA polymerase II. NCBI's taxonomy places the organism in Eukaryota, Fungi, Basidiomycota, Agaricomycetes, Boletales, Serpulaceae. Bases 114 to 359 code for a protein of 81 amino acids.